CUGUUUGAUUCUAGAAGUAGGAAGUUGAUCCGUCAUUUUAACUUUGCCUACAAAUAAACCCCCCAAUUGUAACCGAUCCCAUUCUUCCAUAUUUAAUUCAGAUCUCGUUUUCAAUUUCCCCCUCUUCCUCCUUCCACCGACAUGUCCGAGCCACAGAUCACUGCCUCGUCUCCGCCGCCGGAAGCAGAGCCUAAAGAACCCACUGAAUCGCCCAAGCCCUUCGGUACCAAAUUCAGCAUAUGGCCCCCAACGCAGCGCACUCGCGACGCCGUCAUCAGCCGUCUGAUUGAAACGCUUUCCACCCCUUCCAUUCUCUCCAAGCGUUACGGCACCAUCCCGCCGGAUGAGGCCGCCGCCGCCGCAAGGCUUAUCGAGGAGGAGGCGUAUCUCGCCGCCGGUGUCUCUCCCGCCACCGAGGACGACGGCAUCGAGAUUCUCCAGGUCUACUCCAAGGAGAUCAGUAGGCGUAUGCUGGAGACGGUGAAGGGUAGAGCCAUUCCGGUGGCUCCGGCGGAGAAUGGGGAGUCGGAGGCCCCAACGCCGCCCGUUGCGCCCAGUGAGGAAACCCCAACUUUUGAAAAUUGAAUCUUGAAUUUGAAUUGUAGGGUUUUUGGCUUUUAAUGUUAUUACAGUUUACAAUUGGCUUUGGGGGUAUUGUUAUUUGUUACCCUGUUUCGAGGCUCUUUUAUUGGAGAAUUUCGCUCACAGUCACAGGAUGUGAUAAUUAUUGUUUGUUUUCUCCACAAAAAUGCCUGGGAAUUGGAAUUCCAUAAUGUCUUUCUUUCCCAUUGUGGCCUCUUCUUGAAUGUAAUGAAAAGUGGAAGUUUGGAGAUAUCUGUUCUGAUGAGCAUAUUCUAGUAUGUGUAUGGCUUCAAUCUU
This is a messenger RNA of Momordica charantia (bitter melon), 879 nucleotides long. RefSeq names its product MFP1 attachment factor 1. The record is from RefSeq and is a predicted model, not a curated record. Lineage: Eukaryota; Viridiplantae; Streptophyta; Magnoliopsida; Cucurbitales; Cucurbitaceae. Gene Ontology annotation, biological process: lateral root development; mitotic cell cycle.